This is a messenger RNA of Chlamydomonas reinhardtii, 1296 nucleotides long. RefSeq lists its product as uncharacterized. The transcript is spliced from 2 exons. The coding region runs from base 348 to 869 and encodes 173 amino acids. NCBI's taxonomy places the organism in Eukaryota, Viridiplantae, Chlorophyta, Chlorophyceae, Chlamydomonadales, Chlamydomonadaceae. The record is from RefSeq and is a predicted model, not a curated record.
CCGGUUCUGGAGAUCUUUAGAAGGGCGCGCACGUCGGCGUGCGGAGUACCGUGCCAGCCGCAGUCGCGAACUCAGCCGCGGCGGACUCCUGCACAUCGGCGUGCAGCAGAAGGGUUUCCAAAAUGUUACUCCACACGGUAAUGCUGUGCCAACCGGAGUUAGAAGACACGGCGUGUCCGAGUCGGGAUACACCCUGCAGUAGCUGUUCCCCUUCCCAGGCGUUCAGGGCGAAGCACUGGUCCAUGACGCGGGCAGUCGUCUCGUAUCCUAGCGCGGGGUACGGGAUCGCGGACACCACGCGACCCAGCUGACUCAUUGUGAAGCGGGACAGGGACUCCCAGCCCAGGAUGGCACGGAACAGCCGGUACUGCUCUCCAGUGGUGUACUCGUGCAGUGCGGCGGUGGCGGCAUGCCCCAAGACUACCGCCGACGGCGGCAACGACGAGUCGCCCCCCACUAAGACCAAGACGGCCACCGCCUCCGCCACCCUGACGCCUGAGGAGAUGGAGGAGCUGAUGGCGAAGGUGACCGCCGCCGCGCACCAUGCCGCCACCGCCGCACUGCACGAGUACACCACUGGAGAGCAGUACCGGCUGUUCCGUGCCAUCCUGGGCUGGGAGUCCCUGUCCCGCUUCACAAUGAGUCAGCUGGGUCGCGUGGUGUCCGCGAUCCCGUACCCCGCGCUAGGAUACGAGACGACUGCCCGCGUCAUGGACCAGUGCUUCGCCCUAAACGCCUGGGAAGGGGAACAGCUACUGCAGGGUGUAUCCCGACUCGGACACGCCGUGUCUUCUAACUCCGGUUGGCACAGCAUUACCGUGUGGAGUCCUUCUGCUGCACGCCGAUGUGCAGCAGUCCGCCGCGGCUGAGUUCGCGACUGCGGCUGGCACGGUGCUCGGCACGCCGACGUGCGCGCCCUUUCAAAGAUCUCCAGAACCGGUAUGGGGUAAUCCAAGACAGUAUUGGAGAUAGGGUACAAGCACUUUGACAGCGGGAACGCAUAUCUUAGACUGCGAGGGCACGGUCUUCGUUCGAAGGGAGGUCACAGCUGUGACGGGCUUAUUACAGUCUUUGACAAUGUGAAGUGCAUAAACGCAUGCGACUUGAACAGAUGCAACGACCAGACGUCAUGCAUGUGUGUUUUUGUGCGCGAUUGUGUCGGGAGACCCCUCGGUCACCCUGGGAGCCUCUGUCCGAGGGCUGCCCGCUCAGGCUAGAGUUGAAUGGUUGACAAGGACGUUGCAGGCUUACGUAAGAGUCCUGUCGAAGGCUACCCGCCUAAACUAGAGUUGAAUG